Molecule: messenger RNA, 1122 nt
Organism: Rotaria sp. Silwood2
Lineage: Eukaryota; Metazoa; Rotifera; Eurotatoria; Philodinida; Philodinidae
Source: the annotation of a GenBank genome assembly
AUGAAUUCAUUCCUCUCAACCACCACCAAUCGUCAAUCGGCUCUUUCCUUUCUUUACUCUUCAAAUAUAUCCAAUAAUUUGGUACGUGUAUUAUUUGAAAUCGAUGCCAAUCCGCAACUUGCCGGUGUCAAACCAUUUGCUAAUAUAACCUCGUUCAGUUAUUUUCCGGGCGAAAGUGAAGUAUUACUGAUGUUAGGAUCUAUCUUGCGUCUGGUCAGUAUUGAUCAUGAUGAACGAGGGAUUUCGAUCGUCCGGUCGACAUUAUGCAGCAACAGUGAUCAUGAAGUUCAAGUUCUAUUCGAUUAUAUGAAGAAGGAACACGGUGACGCAGAGACAACUACUCUUUCAUUUGGUAUCUUAUUAGGUCAAAUGGGCAAAUUUGAUGAGGCAGAGAAAUAUUUUGAUCGUCUACUCAAAGAAAUGCCACCUGAUCAUGAAGACAUUGCUGCUUGCUGUCACAAUCUUGGUGAUAUAUUAGACAAAAAAGGUGAUUAUCAAUCUAGUCUCAAGGCGUAUCAGAAAUCGCUCGAAAUUAUGUUUCAAACACGCAGACCUGAUCAUCCAGACAUUGGAACUACUUUAAAUGGUAUUGCUACUGUUCAAGCAAAGACAGGCAAUUACAUACAAGCAUUGGAGUCAUUCACAAAAGCACACGAAAUUUGGAAGCAAGCAUUCGGUGAAGAUAAUCCCAAAAUAGCCUUGUGUUUAAGUAACAUGGCUGGUAUCUACCAAGUAUACGGAAAAUACACGGAGGCACUCGAUUGUUUGCAGAAAGUUUUAAGUAUUCGUCAACACCAUCUUCCCGCCGAUCAUCCUGAUAUGGGUGAUACACACAAUAAUAUUGGCAUCCUAUAUUGUAGUCUGGAUAAACUUGAUCUCGCAUUCGAACAUUACAAUACAUCACUUAAAAUUAAACAAACAUGUCUUCCUCCUAACCAUCCUGAUAUUGCUAUGACAUUGAGCAACAUGAGUCUUAUUUAUGAGCAGAAAGGGGAAUUCAACCAAGCACUAUCAUAUCUACAAAAUGCAGCCAAAAUUUAUCAUCAAACACUAGAUCCCACUCAUCCCUAUGUACUUCAGGUUGAGCGGCUCAUUCAACGUGUUUCCUCAAAACUGAAAUAA